CGCGGGGCGCGGCGCGGGGCUGCGGAGCCGGGCUGCACGCCCGCUCCCGCUCCCGCUCGCCGCCGCCGGCCCUCCCUCUUGGGCGCGGAGCCGCGGCCCCCAGCCUUCUCUGGACUGCGAUUUUGAAAGGGAAAGUGGCUCUUUCACCUCCCGGCUGCGAAGCGGGGAGCUUUUGUUUGGGAAGGGAUGCAAAGGGCCUUAUCCGACCCCCCACCUCCGGGCCGAAAGGAACGAGAGCGAGGCCUGAGAGGCUCCGAAGUCCUCUUGGGUCUUGCGCUUCGUUCCCUGCUUCCUCCCCAUCCCGAAGGUGCGAGCUUUCAACCGGGAAGUCGCGCCGCCGCCAUUGUCGCGGCUGCUCCGGGGUAGGGGAGGCGGCUGCCGCUGCUUAUGUAAGUUUGACUUUGCUGGAGCCCCCGCUCCCUGCUCUCUAACGGCGGCCCAGCGCGCCAGCGGUUUGGAGAACCACAAUAAAGGGGCAGCUUUGUUUGGAGGUGUAGUUGGGGCUACAUCUUUCCCUGCACCUACACAAAUACUGGCAACGGCCGUCUUCCAGUUUAACUCACCUGAACUUAGCAACUGGAACGUCUCAGCAGAAAGUAAUGGUCCUCGGCGGUCUUGCGAGAGAGUGGGGACCAAAUAUCACACAGCACCCUCCAUCCCACCAAAUUCAGCACCGUGGUGUGUCGCCAUGGGUACUGCAGGGCCACUCCUCUCCCUAGUCCCAUGCACUUUUAUCCCACAAGCCUUAGGGAGAGUUACAGCAGUGGGAAGCGACUAGGUAGGAAGGUUUUGCGUGGCUGCCUUCCCUUGGACAUGACUGCAGGCCGAGGUGCAUCGAAGGGACUGGCGGGGUCCGCAGCAACUCUUACUAGUAAUGUUGCCCAGCUCUCACAGUGUGCAGAUGAGAAACCCCCUGCUACUUUAGGCAGCUUAGGGGUGUGUUUGUUUUUCUGGGGAGGGAACUUUGGAGGGUUUUCAGAAUGUUGGUCUCUAAGUUCGGUUCUUGCACCACAAUUUUUGUGGAAGAAUAUUGCAGCUCAGUCCUUGGUUCUACCACACCGGAGUUUGCGUGCUCACUGUUCAGUCGAGGAAAGAUGUUUUUCAGAAUAUUGGUCUGCAGGAUGGAGUCCCUCUGAGCUGGACCUGAUGCUGCCAGUCACCCUCCUCUCUGUUCCCAACCUGAAAAUGGGUACAUGUGCAAGUGGCAGGACGAGAAAGGAAAGUUUAUUUUUUAAAAUCAAUUCUUGAAAAUAUUCUUGUUUAGAAUUUGGGAUGGAGGAAGGUCCUACCUUAUUCUUGUUUGUCCUUUUCUCUUGUAGGACUGGCGCAUCCCUGAUCAGAGUUAUUCUGAUCUGAAGAAUUUGGUGUUUGAAGCAUUAAGAUAAUAGCCUGAGUUGUUCAUGGAGUUUUUCAUCAGUAUGUCUGAAACCAUUAAAUAUAAUGACGACGAUCAUAAAACUCUGUUUCUGAAAACACUAAACGAACAACGCCUGGAAGGAGAAUUCUGUGAUAUCGCCAUUGUGGUCGAAGAUGUGAAAUUCCGAGCACACAGGUGUGUUCUUGCCGCCUGCAGCACCUACUUUAAAAAGCUUUUCAAGAAGCUUGAGGUUGAUAGCUCUUCGGUAAUAGAAAUAGAUUUUCUUCGUUCUGAUAUAUUCGAAGAGGUCCUGAACUACAUGUACACAGCAAAGAUUUCGGUGAAAAAAGAAGAUGUCAACCUAAUGAUGUCAUCGGGUCAGAUUCUUGGUAUCCGGUUUUUGGAUAAACUCUGUACUCAGAAGCGUGAUGUCUCCAGUCCCGAUGAAAACAACGGCCAGUCAAAGAGUAAGUAUUGCCUCAAAAUAAAUCGCCCCAUUGGGGAUGCUGCUGACACUCAGGAUGAUGACGUGGAAGAAAUUGGAGACCAGGAUGACAGUCCUUCCGAUGACACGGUAGAAGGCACCCCCCCGAGUCAGGAGGACGGCAAGUCGCCGACGACAACGCUCAGGGUUCAGGAAGCAAUCUUAAAAGAGCUGGGGAGUGAGGAAGUCCGGAAGGUAAAUUGCUACGGGCAGGAGGUAGAAUCCAUGGAGACCCCGGAAUCGAAAGAUUUGGGGUCCCAGACCCCUCAAGCCUUAACAUUUAACGACGGAAUGAGUGAAGUGAAGGAUGAACAGACGCCAGGCUGGACGACAGCCGCGAGUGACAUGAAGUUCGAGUACUUACUCUAUGGCCACCAUCGGGAGCAGAUAGCCUGCCAGGCGUGUGGUAAGACAUUCUCCGACGAAGGCAGGUUGAGGAAGCAUGAGAAACUCCACACGGCAGACAGGCCGUUUGUCUGUGAAAUGUGCACAAAAGGUUUUACCACACAGGCCCACCUGAAAGAACACCUAAAAAUCCACACAGGGUACAAACCCUACAGUUGCGAGGUGUGUGGAAAAUCAUUUAUCCGCGCCCCAGACUUAAAGAAGCACGAGAGAGUUCACAGUAACGAGAGACCUUUUGCGUGCCACAUGUGUGACAAAGCCUUCAAACACAAGUCCCACCUCAAAGACCACGAACGAAGACACAGAGGGGAGAAGCCCUUUGUAUGUGGCUCUUGCACCAAGGCAUUUGCCAAGGCGUCUGAUCUGAAAAGGCACGAGAACAAUAUGCACAGUGAAAGGAAGCAGGUGACCCCCAGUGCCAUCCAGAGCGAGACAGAACAGUUGCAGGCAGCAGCGAUGGCCGCUGAAGCCGAGCAGCAGUUGGAAACGAUAGCCUGUAGCUAGAGGUGAUGGGACAGGACCCCGCUUCGCCUGAGCCCCGGAGACUGAGACCGCAUUGUUCGUCGUACAUGAACGCCAGUCGCUGUAUUUUUGUGGACACUUACGGAGCGUUGUACUCGCUGGACUUAAGGCAGUGCUUGGUUAGGUAGUUUUAAAACUUUGCAAGGAAGUAAGGUUCCUUGGUUCCGACCAAACAGUGUCACUGUCCUGUCUGGUGUCUGGUGGUAAUGUCGCCAGUAAGUCCCCCUCCCUCUUUUUUACGAUUUUAAUUUGAGAACUCCUGUGUCCAGUUCAGAAGUAGGAGACUUCUGUUCCAUUUUUAAUUCCUCUCGACACUUGCUGCGCUGGUGAGUGUAUUGCACAGAGUGAUAAUUGAGUAAAUUGAUUUCCUGAUCAUCACGCUUAUUUGUGACUUCACAGUCAAAACAGCCUUUUUAAUAACUUAAUAAGAGUACUUCAUGUAGAUGCAGAAAAUACUGGUGGGUGGUUGACCAAGAACACCGCGUGGAUACGAACACAAGUUCCAGAAGUGCAGAAUGGCAUUAGAUUUGUAUUCGGUUUGUUAAUUUUAUAUCACUGGUUUUCACUAUUUUUGUGGACAAAUGAUGGUUGCUUUGCUAAAAUGUUUCUUCAUUUUGAUUGCCCGCACUUCCCCCAAAAGAUGUAGUCACAAGUCCCGAACACAAGGCUGAGCAAACCCACAGGGAUGAUGGUGGUCUGGGGGCUGAGUUCUUUUUGUUCCUCUCUUUUGGGGCAUUGUCACUCGGCGGCAGAUGCGGUUUGUGGGGUAGACCAGUUAUUAGAGGGAUAGCAAAGGGGGAAUAGGAACCUGCUCUCAGGGACGAGGUUUUCAUGUUUGCAACAAUUCCAAGAUUUUCUAGAUCAAAAUAAUUCUCAAUUGAUUUUUGAACUUGGAUUUUUAUUUAGGAUCAAAUUAGGACAAGAACAGGUAUGCUUCUUCGGAUACAUUUGUGUCACUUAAGAGAAUGUCAUCAAGCGUUUGGGCUCUCUGCAGCACGUGAUUUAUAGGAGAUGUAAUAUCGUUACUUAAAUUAAUAAAUUGAAAAUCUUUUAAGUGUGUAAAUAGUGUAGAAGUGUUGGUCUUAUGUAUUUCAAGUUAAAAGUAGACAGCUGCACUUUUUUUUUUUUUUUGCACAUUGGAUUAAAAUAACUUUCAUAAGCAGCAAACAUCAGUCUCUUUUUUAACCAAUAUUAAAGACUAUCAGACCAAAUUUUUAUUUUUUUGAAGUAUAUUUCAUCAUUGGUGGUUACAGUUUUAAGUAGAGUUUGGUUGCCAUUUCAUAGUCAUAAACAGAAUUAUAAACACUGUUCCAGUUUUGGUGUAUGCAAACUUUUUUUUUAACCAUUUCUUUAGGAAUAUAUUGAAAUGCCAAAAUAGUUUGAAUUAUGUUCUGUAAUAAAGUAUUAGUCAAUUAUUUUAGAAUGUACAAUUUUAGGAAAAUGUCAUUUUUCAAAAUUUAUUUUUGAUUCCUAGAACUUUUUUCCUCAAGAUACAUUAAAGUAAUUUCAUUUCAUACUUGUUGCAUUAACACCUGUAAUUGCUGUUACAGGAGAAAUUUUAUUUUUUAACUUGAUGUAUAUGUUGUGCCCAAGAUCAUAGGAUGGAGAUGCUACCUUUUAAAGAAAGUUAUUUAUUGGUAAAAUGUUUAGUUUAAAAUUAAUUUAAUCUUCUUUCUUAAAAGUCGUUUAUUCUGUCCUAAAAGUAGUCUUGUCACUGUGUUUAUAUGCUGUUAGUGGAAGGGGAACUGAUUGGCGCUCCUUGGCUGUUUUAACCAAAGCGGAGGAAAAAUAAUUUAACGUCUUGUCGAUAGCUACUACAACAAACCAUUUUUGGGGGCUUCAUUUUUGUAUAUAAAAGAAAAUAUACUUCUGUUA
Leopardus geoffroyi (Geoffroy's cat) is the source of this 4643-nucleotide messenger RNA. RefSeq names its product zinc finger and BTB domain containing 14 (gene ZBTB14). The transcript has 3 exons. Gene Ontology annotation, biological process: regulation of transcription by RNA polymerase II. Gene Ontology annotation, molecular function: RNA polymerase II cis-regulatory region sequence-specific DNA binding; DNA-binding transcription factor activity, RNA polymerase II-specific; protein binding. NCBI's taxonomy places the organism in Eukaryota, Metazoa, Chordata, Mammalia, Carnivora, Felidae. Bases 1401 to 2750 code for a protein of 449 amino acids. Gene Ontology annotation, cellular component: nucleus. The record is from RefSeq and is a predicted model, not a curated record.